Messenger RNA from Penicillium manginii, 1008 nucleotides. RefSeq names its product putative JmjC domain protein. NCBI's taxonomy places the organism in Eukaryota, Fungi, Ascomycota, Eurotiomycetes, Eurotiales, Aspergillaceae. Gene Ontology annotation, molecular function: 2-oxoglutarate-dependent dioxygenase activity. The transcript is spliced from 2 exons. The coding region runs from base 1 to 1008 and encodes 335 amino acids. The record is from RefSeq and is a predicted model, not a curated record.
AUGCCCCUGCAGCAGUCAUGGUUUCUCCCAAGUCGAGUUCUACGCCGACCCCUUCCCCACAGAACAAGCCUUAACCCAUUACAACCACGAUCGGCCCUCUGCGAUUUCUCCAACUCCCCAAUCCUCCCAUACCAACCCCUCAACAUCCUCCCCGACUCACAGAUCACCACCUUCCAACAGCAAUGUUUUCUCCCCGAGAAACCCGCCAUCCUCCCUCGCUCAGAAUUCCUCAAUACACCAGCGCGAACAAAAUGGUUCCACGUCAAGAACAACGAUGGGAAUGGCAUUGUCAAUGGCAAUAGCUCGCUAACAAGCGAAGAUCAAUCAAUCGCCAGCCUAAACACCGAAUACCUCCAAACCCACGCCGCCGACGCCUUCGUCCCCCUCGAGCUCACAGAACUAGCCGACCCCCUCUCUGCCGAAGUCCGCAGCUUCCGCCAAUUCCACGCCCCGCUACACCUCUUCCUAGAAUGGAUGCGCGUGGCCAAGACCUCGCCCCAAGCAACGAGACUCUACCUAGCACAGUGUCAACUCCUCGACCUACCUCCAAUUCUACGCGCCGACGUUCCGACGCCGGAUAUCGUCGCGCACGCUGGGAAGGGCGAUGUUUACGACGCGAAUGUUUGGAUUGGCCACCCGCCAACCUACACGCCUCUGCACCGUGAUCCGAAUCCGAAUCUCUUUGUUCAGCUGGCGGGGCGCAAAAUUGUGAGGCUGCUUGCUCCAGAGGAUGGGCAGGCUGUUUUCGCGGGUGUGAGGAGGCAGUUGGGGAAGAGUAGUGAUCGGGGCGCGGCGGCGAUUCGGGGGGAGGAGAUGAUGCAGGGGGAAGAGCGGGCGCUGUUGGAUGAUAUGGUUUGGGGUGCUCCUGUUUCUGCUGGUUCGGAUGGGAAGGGGGUUGAGGCUGUGCUUGGUGCUGGGGAUGGUUUGUUUAUUCCAAAGGGGUGGUGGCAUAGUAUUAAAGGUGUCGGGGAGGGCGUUACUGCGUCGGUCAACUGGUGGUUUCGGUGA